Molecule: messenger RNA, 3875 nt
Organism: Amoebophrya sp. A120
Lineage: Eukaryota; Dinophyceae; Syndiniales; Amoebophryaceae
Source: the annotation of a GenBank genome assembly
GUGAGUCCGAAAUUGGACGACCUGUAGUCAUCUUCCAGCGUUAUGCUUCGGCUUCUAAACAACGAACUAAGACGAUCACGAUUCAACAUUUAUUGCGUUCUGAAAAUUCCUGUAGAUGAUUUAUAUCCGCGUAUCCGUAACCGUAUGAAACAACUCCAUUCGAUGCAAUAAACAUGUUCUCCCAGCAGGCAGCAUUGCAUUCUCUCUUCGUCGGCCAACCGCUCCUUGUGCCCUGUUCCGCCACGAAAGCUGCGACUGCGAGUGCGCUUCGUGUAGAAACGUCCUUUGCAGCCGAGGAGUCACUUCCUGCAGUUCGCAUCGAGCAGCGGGUCGCUGGUACAACUUCUGCACACCAUACGAGAUACGAACCCAAACAGGACCCGUACUUUACUUCUUUCCUUGCUUCCGCCGACGACAAGCCGACCGCCGACCCACCGGCCACCGGCACGGGCCCAACUGCCGCUGGAAAGGUCGUCUCUGCAGCAGCGGCGACGGGGAAAACCGCGGCAACCGCCCGCCAGCCCUUCUGCAACGUCACUUCGGGCAGCCUAAAGUGGGGCAGCGACAUAUUCUGAGGAAAAAUCCCCCCUCCCCAUAUCGAAAUGGUUUGUUUCCGAGAAUUUGUGUUGCUGAUAUGAGGUCGCAAAUCACGUCUGUCUUGCAAGGAGACAAGCGCAGAGGCUUCUGCACCAUUAUGGAAGCAAUUUGGCAUGCUGUUGCGCCUAGGGUACGCCCGUUUGCAAUGCUAAGCAACUAGACCUAUAGGCCCCUACCUAGGCCGAGGAUCUGGCUGCGAUGCCUUACUGCAAGACAAAUCCGAUUUGUGUACCCAAAUCCUGCAUCACAGAUUUCCAUUUCGAUAUGGGGAGGGGGAUUUUUCCCUUUUGAUACGACACGGCGAACGCGAACUUUAUCUGCUGCAUAUUGAGAGGAAAAAUCCCCCCUCCCCAUAUUGAAGCGUAAAUUUCUGUUGCUGGAUUUGUGUACACAAAUCAGCUCUGUCUUGCAACGAGGCACUGCAGGCAAAGCCUCAGGCUGCGUAGGGCGGUUUCUGUGUAGGUGCUCAGAAUAGCAGAGGCCUUCGAUGUAGGCGCAACAGCAUUACAAAUCGCUGGCAUAAAGCGGCGGACUCUUUGCAUUUGUCCCCUUGCAAGAGAGAGAGAAUCUGUCGUAACAAAUCUGCAUCACAAAUUUUUAGCAGGAUGCCUUUUCAGUAUGGGGAGGGGGGAUUUUUUCCUACGAUAGUGCAACAACCACGACGGAGCGGAGAACGCGGGCUACUUCGACCACGCGCUCCCGGGCCGGGAGAAGCUGUUCGAGGAAAUGAAGCACGCCACGCCGGAGAAACCGGUAUGAUCCACUGCAAAUAUGUCUGGGUCAGGAGCACUUUAAGGCUUGUCAUGCAGGGUUCGCAUGACCGAGAAGGUUUGCAAUGCGGGCUCCAGCAUCACAAGUUUAUUUUGGAAGGCUCUUCGAUGUCAAUUCCGCAUGAGAAGUGUUGCCUUUGGGCACGGAAGAGUUGGCACUGGUGUUGCGGAUCAUGCAAUACAGAUUUCUCUGUCGAUCGGACCUAGCAUGACAAACUCGGACUCUACUUCCAGACCCAGACAUAUUUGCGGUUGAUUACCGGUGCUGUUUUACGACGCGGCGGAUACGGGGACCCCGGUGUUUAUGGGGGUUCGGGGGUCGAAAUCGACAAAGUUGAAAUAAUUUGUAAUGCACAAAAUUGAUAACAGUUGGAGUUGGACCCAAUCCCAAAGACUAUAAUCGGCGCAUGAAGACAAAUUUUUUCCGCGCCGGAAGCGACUCUGUCAUGCUGUUCAGAGCAAAGGAGCUCCCUUGUGUCAUGCUAGUCCGCAGCCCAACUCUUGACCGUUGCCAGCAUUACUUACAAUCUGCCUCCAUUGCGUCCUGUGCAACAGAAUCAGUCUCUGUGUCGCAUUUUAUGCAUGACAAGUCAACAUUUCACCUUUGCCGAUUUCUAGCCUGACAAAUCCAUAGUGUUUCGCUUCCCGGCCAAGAAUUUGACCGUGGACGCCGAGGGAACGACCACGCAUGAUGGAACUACUGCGGAGGUAGAACAAGACGCGGCCGAGGAAGAGACCAGCAUAUGAACUGCAGAAGUAUCCUACUAGUAUCAGUAUGAAUUGCAAUACAAAUUAGCUCAGCAUUACAAAUAAAUUGACUCUGUAAUGCGGAUUGAUCUUAACAACCUAGAUUUGUAAUGCAUAACUGCAAUUACUGGUACGAGUGCGGUACUUUUGCAGUGCAUACGGCACCGCGGCGAGCAAUGCUGCGGCCGCGCCGCGCAGCUUCGAGGAGUGGAAGGAGGAAAGCUCGCAGCAUAUCCUGACCACAAACGGGGCCCACAUCACACCAGAGUCAACAUGGGAAAUCUGCAAGACAAAUCAACCAGCUUUGGUUGUUUCGCAUGACAAGUUUUUUGCCCUCAUAGUGUUAUCCUGUUUAUACCUAGUUUAGUAGCAUCGCAGUUCUAGCGCACCAUGCUGAUGCUGGCAUAAAAAACUCCAAAUCACGACUAGAAAAUGCGUCUCAUGGGGCUCCGCAUGAUAAACGCUUUUGGCAUGCAGAUUUGCAUACGUGACAAGGACAACUCCGGGGUGGACGUUUUUUCUCAGAAUACAGCACGGCUGGCCGUCCUUCCGGGCGGGGGAAGUGAUCACGGAAAAUAUUACCGAGCUCCCGGUACUAACUGCAAAUUAAUCUGUCUGGGUCUGGAUUUGCAAUGCAAGACUUCAAGGACAACAAGAUCUGUGAUGCAUGAAUACGAGUGGCCGUUUCUUUUGUCCUCGUGCUGGAAGCCAGCUUGUAAUGCUAAACACGAGGAACGAAUCCGCGGCAAUAAGCCGAGUUUAACUUGUUAUGCUAGUAUGCCGUACAAGGACCAAGUCUGCAAUGCAAGUCUCAGCAACACAAGUUUCCAGACCCACACAUAUUUGCAUUUGAUACCCGGCUUCGAACUACCACCACGAGGUGUUGUCCAAGGCUGGAACGCAUUUUUAUCUUCAGUCUAUCGCAAGAAAAAACUGUUUUGCUGUACGUAAACUUGUCAUCGACAUAGAAUGCAACACAUACACAGACGCAUGAUUGAUUUGUCUCGCUACACAUGCAAGACAAUCGUGGGUUUUUCAACGUGUUUUCUCUUAGGAAGUACGCAUGGCAAAUUUUUUUUUUGUCAUGUGUAGCGACCUUGUAUAUGCAACACUUAAAAGAUCCUUACAGAUUGAUACAGUGAAACACUUUUUUCUUACGAUAGCUUCCGCAGGUGUUGCAUUCUAUAAACUGUUAUGCUGUAAUCAACUUUUGCGUCACCUUGCCCGUCCUCAACAUAUUACAGUUGACUAAGCUAAGGAGAUUUGCAGGUUUGAGAAUUUGUAAUGCGAAGAACUCUCUUGAUCGUGCCUUUCGCUUUCCAUGAAAAAACUUUCUCGGCUCCCACUCACAGAUACUUGUUCAGAAAAACAGUUCUUGAGAAUGUAACGGCCGUUUAGGAGACCAUAAGCUGGGGCACAAAUUUCAGGACCAGGAGGGGAAAGACCGAUAUUGCAUCAACUUGAUUUGCGUGGCCGGAAAGCCACCGGCAGUGACGACGGACUGAUGAGGACGAAAUAUUUUUACAUCGAGAUUGACCCUCCUCUCUACUAAGCUUUUGGAAGCCAGCGAUGAAGUGUGUUAGAGAUUAAUUCUUGACACGAUGUUAGAUAAAUUCUUGACAGCACUACAGCUCGGGAAUCAACGCGAACUCAGAACGCAAGUUCUUCUUGCAGAUCGAUGUAGAAGCACGAUAAAAUGUGAAACCUUUGUUGAGCGGGCAAUGAAAUGCCAGGAAGGCGGCGCUCAAUGCGACCCUGAUG